Cucumis sativus (cucumber) is the source of this 1233-nucleotide messenger RNA. RefSeq names its product NAC domain-containing protein 100. Gene Ontology annotation, molecular function: DNA binding. Gene Ontology annotation, biological process: regulation of DNA-templated transcription. The transcript is spliced from 3 exons. The record is from RefSeq and is a predicted model, not a curated record. Bases 222 to 1079 code for a protein of 285 amino acids. Lineage: Eukaryota; Viridiplantae; Streptophyta; Magnoliopsida; Cucurbitales; Cucurbitaceae.
CAAGAAGAACACAAUAAAUAAAAAGAGAGAGAGAGUCAUAAACAAGGCUUUAUUAUAAAAGAAGGAUUAAGUUGUUUCAAAAUUCCCAUAUUCCUCAGCUCAUAUAUAAAAAUUUAACCACUGAACCCCUUUUUGUGUGUGUGUGUGUGUGUCUCUACAAAAAGCCCCUCUGUUUCAUUUUUCCCCACCACCAAAAACUUGGGAAUUGAAAUUAGAGGGCGAUGGAACUGCCACCUGGAUUCCGAUUCCAUCCGACGGACGAAGAGCUCAUCACACACUACCUAUCCCCUAAAGUCCUCUCCUCCACCUUCUCAUCUCCGGCGAUCGCCGAAGUGGAUCUCAACAAAUGCGAGCCCUGGGAUUUGCCAGGUAGGGCUAAAAUGGGGGAAAAGGAAUGGUAUUUUUAUUGUGUGAGAGAUAGGAAAUACCCAACAGGGUUAAGGACGAAUAGAGCCACAGAGGCAGGGUACUGGAAGGCAACGGGGAAAGAUAAAGAGAUAUUGAAAGGGAGAAAUCAUAACAAUAAUAAUAUUGUGGGGAUGAAGAAAACUUUGGUGUUUUAUAAAGGAAGAGCUCCAAGAGGACAUAAAUCUAAUUGGGUGAUGCAUGAGUAUAGAUUACAUUCCAAUAGUAAUCAUUCUUCUUCUUCUUCUUCUCCUCCUUAUUCUCAACAUCAUCCUCUUCCUCUUCCUCUUCCUCUUCCUACUACUUCAUCUUCUCAGGAAUGGGUAAUAUGUAGAAUAUUCCAGAAAAGUGAGAGCUCAAUGGGAAAAAAAGGAAACGAUGAAAUAACGAUGGCAGAGAGUUCAUCCUCUUCCUCUCUUCAUGCCCUUCCUCCAUUAACCGACUCAGAUCCUGCUUUGCACGUGACCUGCUUCUCCAAUUCAACGGAGAUGGAGCCAGAGGACUUCCAUUACCUUCAAAACCACGACGCUUUCUUUUGGUUACCCGAUUUUCAAGAUAUUAAACAAACCCAAAUCUUUUCUUCUUCUACUACUACUACUAAUAAACCCUCUAAUUAUGACCACUACCAACUUCAUCCAUCUCCUCCUCCUCCUCCUUCCCUUUGGAAUUACUAAUCUAUGUAUAUGUAUAUGUGUGUAUAAUCCUUUAAUUUUCUUGUUUUUAUUUAUAUGUUUUUCUGACUACGUGUGGUUUUGUCGAGUUUAAUACUCGUGUAAUGAAAUGUCCCACUAGUUGAUUUUUGGAAUGAAAAGUAUGUGUUACAUUACA